CGGUAUUUCCGCCGCCUCCAUCUUGUCAGAAUACCGGCCAACCGCUCGUCUCUUCUCUGCAGCAGAAACUUACCUGUUCCUCGGUCCAGCGCUAUACAGUCCGCAGUCUCUUGGUCAUCCCAUGUACUGUCUGCAGUCUCUGGUCAUCCCCUGUACUGUCCGCAGUCUCUUGGUCACCCCCUGUACUGUCCGCAGUCCCUGGUCAUCCCCUGUACUCUUCGCAGUCUCUUGGUCAUCUCCUGUACUGUCCGUAGUCUCUGGGUCAUCCCCUGUACUGUCUGCAGUCUCUGGUCAUCCCCUGUACUGUCCGCAGUCUCUGCUCAUAUCCUGUACUGUGUCCGCAGUCUCUGGUCAUCUCCUGUACUGUGUGUCCGCAGCCUCUGGUCAUCCCCUGUACUGUGUCCGCAGCCUCUGGUCAUCCCCUGUACUGUCUGCAGUCUCUGGUCAUCUCCU
Messenger RNA from Staurois parvus, 453 nucleotides. Lineage: Eukaryota; Metazoa; Chordata; Amphibia; Anura; Ranidae. The record is from the annotation of a GenBank genome assembly.